ACGGAGAAAAACUGUUCAAAAUAUAUCCACCAAAUGAAAAUACACCAAAUACAAUCUCUUGUUUGAACGGAUUGCGUGUGUUAAGCAUUUUUUGGAUUAUCGUAGACCAUCGAUUCUUUUUAAAUCAUGUUCUGUCAGUUUUAAUGAUGAAUAAUCAAGCAGAAAAACACUAUAUUAAUUCAUUAUUGGCUACGUAUAUCACUGGUGGCACAUUAUGCGUGGAUACAUUUUUAACAAUAAGUGGCUGUUUGUUAACAUAUACGUUUUUAAAACACAUUGAAAAGGUUAAAGGUAAAAUACCUUGGGGAAUAUUUUAUCUACAUCGUUAUAUAAGAUUAACAGUUGGAUUGUUCGUCGUUCUAUUAUUAGCACUCACCAUUUUUUAUAAAUUAGGAAGUGGACCAUUGUGGCAUUUCGUGUUGGACAAGUUUGGAUUUUUGGGAUAUUGUAAAAAUUAUUGGUGGUCACAAUUACUAUAUAUACAAAAUUAUGUUAAUCCAAAUGAAUCAUGUAUGAUCCACACAUGGUAUUUGUCAGUUGAUAUGCAAUUAUAUGUGUUAUCCCCUUUAAUUUUGUAUCCAAUGUGGCGCUGGAAAAAGUUUGCACACACAGUCAUUCCGAUACUUUUGCUAGUAUUACAUAUUUCAACAUUUUUAAUUGUAUAUUCGAAAAAUUUGAAAUUAAAAUAUCUGAGUCCGAUAGAAUCUACACUUGAGGACGUUCACAAUUGGAAUACAUAUUAUUAUAGUCCUACUCAUACACGAGCUAUAACAUGGUUAAUGGGUGUUCUUUUAGGACAUUUUAUUUAUAAUUUAAAAACACCUAAAAAGUUAAAAAGGAAAUUUGUGAUAUUUAUGUGGAUAGGAUCCUUAAUUUUAAUGUUAAGUAUGGUACUGGUGGUUCAUCCUUUAACUGUGGAUGACUAUUCCAAAGAAAUUCCAUGGGAUCCUUUGUAUAUAACAUUUUCCAGACCAUUAUGGAGUGCUGGUUUAUGUUGGGUAAUAUUUGCUUGUUACACCGGCCAUGGAGGUCCAGUUAAUUGGUUUCUAUCUUUAAAUGCAUGGAUUCCUUUAAGCCGAAUAUCGUAUAGUAUGUAUUUAACACAUCUUUUUGUUCAAGUAUUCAAGCUUGGAAGAUCACGCACAACAAAAUACUUUUCACCUUUUGAUACGUUUAAUGAAAUAUUUGCUGAUACAGUUUUAACCAUAUUUUUCGCUACAUGUCUAUAUUUACUUUUUGAAUGUCCAAUUUUCAACUUAGAAGUAUGGUAUUAUAAAUUUGUAGGGAAAAAAUCUCAAAAAAAGGAAAAUGCAGAUAAAAAUAGAAAUUGUAUUGUAGAAAAUGUAUUACCGUUGUCUAUUCGACAAAUUAAAUAAUUUUGAACUACCACUUUGGAAUUGGGACAGCUACCAUAUUGUAUCGUUGUUGCAUAUAAAAAUUUCAUGGAUAAUUUUUAGGGAACAUGUCUUCAUAUACAUUUUAUGGUGUAAAAUCCGAAAACCAUAAGGAAAACUCAAAAUGAAGCUUACAUAGUUUACAGGAUUAUUAUUAACAAAAAAAGUUUUAUUUAAUCAGGCAGCUCUAAUUGGGCUACGAAACACCAAAAAUUCUGCUAAGUUGGGUUGUAAAACUUAUAUUCAAUUUUUCGACUUUUGUCAAAAAAAAUUUUUAUUCAACAACUCAAU
This is a messenger RNA of Chrysoperla carnea, 1685 nucleotides long. Its product is annotated as nose resistant to fluoxetine protein 6-like. NCBI's taxonomy places the organism in Eukaryota, Metazoa, Arthropoda, Insecta, Neuroptera, Chrysopidae. Bases 144 to 1376 code for a protein of 410 amino acids. The record is from RefSeq and is a predicted model, not a curated record. The transcript is spliced from 10 exons. Gene Ontology annotation, molecular function: acyltransferase activity, transferring groups other than amino-acyl groups.